Messenger RNA from Drosophila ananassae, 1449 nucleotides. RefSeq names its product golgin subfamily A member 6-like protein 22. NCBI's taxonomy places the organism in Eukaryota, Metazoa, Arthropoda, Insecta, Diptera, Drosophilidae. The coding region runs from base 1 to 1449 and encodes 482 amino acids. The record is from RefSeq and is a predicted model, not a curated record. The transcript has 5 exons.
AUGAACACGUGCAAGGGUCAUUGUAAGGACACGUGCAAGGGUCAUUGCAAGGACACGUGCAAGGAACAAAGUGCACAACAGGUAUCACAGCACAUCGCCAAUGUUCGCGCCAAUAACCCAGAAUAUCGGGAGGAAAGUCGGGCACAGGAUGCCACAGCGCGUGCCCAUAGGAGACGAAGCGAAAGGAUCCGUAACCUUGAGCGAAUUCGGGAUGCUGAAGCACAUGCUGAACGGCGACAGAAUCUUGACUACCGUGUCCCAGAAAGGAAUCGCGACAUGGAAGCACGAGCGGCCCGUCGAGAGGAUCCCGAGGAGCGCCGUCGAGAGCAGGACUCUGAGGAACAUGCAAGGGAACAGGAGAGAAAUACUGAGGAGCACCGACAACGACGAAGGAAUCCGGAAGAGAGGCAGCGAGAACGGGAAAUGGGCGCCAAUAACAGGAGAGCAAUCAGGAGAAAUCCCAUCGCAAGAUCGCAGGAGCAACGGAUGAACACAUCUCAACGACGGGAAACACGCCAACAGCGGAGGAUUCGGGAGGAACAAAUUCGGCAAAUGGCAGAGGAUCGGCUAAUCAACUUUAGGAUGGACCCCCAAAACCGACUGGAUGCCUCCCAAAGGCAGUCACAAAGGAAUAUGGACGCAAGAGCAGAACUUUCGGAGGAUGAGAUGGAACAGGAACGCGAACUACAGCGUCACAGGAUUCGAUCAUCGGCGAGGGAUCUUUAUCACAGGAACAUAAAGGAAGGACCAACGGAAAUUUGCGUCUGCUGUGGAGGAACGUGGUUCCGUUCGCAGGACUAUGAUGAAGCAAAUGAUUUGGAGGUUGAUGUUGAAGACGAAGUUGCUGAGCAAAACUAUCCACUGAUGGACGGGUCUGGUUACGUUAAGAAACGUAAGCAUCCCUUGAUUCUUAGAUGGGUUCGCUUUAGCAUUAACUCUUCACCAUCGGAUUAUUUCCGAGAGCAUUUAAUGCUCUUCUAUCCUUGGCGAAAUGAAGAAGCUGAACUUCUUUCCAACGACGUUGAAAACACAUUCAGAACUAAUCAUGAAUCUAUUAGGAUCAUGAAAAGAAACUAUGAUGUGUUUGAUGAUAUGGAGUUAGAAAGAGUUCUUGAAGAUUUGCAAGAGGAUAGGGGGGAUAAUAAUCCCAAUUUGGAAGAACCUGCCUCCCAAUUUUUAGACGAAGAAUUUAGAGCUUUAGCAGUGCCUAAUAUAGAGCGGAACGUAAAUAUUCUUCAGGAUGACAAUGCAACGAAUAAUCCUGAAGAAGAUGGCGAACUUCAAUUAAUUAGACUCCCCCCAACUGAGGAACUUAGCAGUAGGGUGCCUAGUCGGCAGGCCGACCGCGUGACAGUGGGAAAUGCUGACGAUCGCAAGAUACCGGAAACCAGUGGGAUCCAGGCACGGCCCCCAAAGGCGGGUAUGCUGAGUCGACAUUAUAAAGACUAG